AUGGAGGACCUGUACAGCCGGUACAAGAAGCUGCAGCAGGAGCUGGAGUUCCUGGAGGUGCAGGAGGAGUACAUCAAGGACGAGCAGAGGAACCUGAAGAAGGAGUUCCUGCACGCGCAGGAGGAGGUGAAGAGGAUCCAGAGCAUCCCCCUGGUGAUCGGGCAGUUCCUGGAGGCCGUGGACCAGAACACGGCCAUCGUGGGCUCCACCACAGGUUCCAACUACUACGUCCGCAUCCUGAGCACCAUCGACCGCGAGCUGCUGAAGCCCAACGCCUCGGUGGCCCUGCACAAGCACAGCAACGCCCUGGUGGACGUCCUGCCGCCCGAGGCCGACAGCAGCAUCAUGAUGCUGACCUCAGACCAGAAGCCGGACGUUGUCUACGCCGACAUCGGUGGCAUGGACAUCCAGAAGCAGGAGGUGCGCGAGGCCGUGGAGCUGCCCCUCACCCACUUCGAGCUCUACAAACAGAUCGGCAUUGACCCACCACGGGGUGUCCUCAUGUACGGCCCCCCCGGCUGCGGCAAGACCAUGCUGGCCAAGGCGGUGGCCCACCACACCACAGCCGCCUUCAUCCGCGUGGUGGGCUCGGAGUUCGUGCAGAAGUACCUGGGCGAGGGACCACGGAUGGUGCGCGACGUCUUCCGCCUGGCCAAGGAGAACGCGCCCGCCAUCAUCUUCAUCGACGAGAUCGACGCCAUCGCCACCAAGCGCUUCGACGCCCAGACCGGGGCCGACCGCGAGGUCCAACGGAUCCUCCUGGAGCUGCUCAACCAGAUGGACGGCUUCGACCAGAACGUCAACGUCAAGGUGAUCAUGGCCACCAACCGCGCGGACACGCUGGACCCGGCGCUGCUGCGGCCGGGCCGGCUGGACCGGAAGAUCGAGUUCCCGCUGCCCGACCGGCGCCAGAAGCGCCUGAUCUUCUCCACCAUCACCGGCAAGAUGAACCUGUCCGAGGAGGUGGACCUGGAGGAUUAUGUGGCGAGGCCGGACAAGAUCUCGGGGGCCGACAUCAACUCCAUCUGCCAGGAGGGUGGCAUGCUGGCCGUCAGGGAGAACAGGUACAUCGUGCUGGCCAAGGAUUUCGAGAAGGCGUACAAAACCGUCAUCAAGAAGGACGAGCAGGAGCACGAGUUCUACAAGUGACACCUUGGGGACAUCCUGGGGACACCCUGGGGACACCUGGGGACAC
This is a messenger RNA of Pseudopodoces humilis (Tibetan ground-tit), 1195 nucleotides long. NCBI's taxonomy places the organism in Eukaryota, Metazoa, Chordata, Aves, Passeriformes, Paridae. The record is from RefSeq and is a predicted model, not a curated record.